This is a messenger RNA of Sipha flava (yellow sugarcane aphid), 1706 nucleotides long. RefSeq names its product protein transport protein SEC31-like. Gene Ontology annotation, molecular function: proton transmembrane transporter activity. The record is from RefSeq and is a predicted model, not a curated record. Gene Ontology annotation, biological process: proton motive force-driven ATP synthesis. The coding region runs from base 1030 to 1458 and encodes 142 amino acids. The transcript has 2 exons. Lineage: Eukaryota; Metazoa; Arthropoda; Insecta; Hemiptera; Aphididae.
CAAUAAAGUAUACGUAAAGUAAUUAUUUUGUUAUGAAUAAUUUUAAAUAACCUCCCCCCCCCUUGAAAUAUCUAGCUACGGGCCUGAUAAGUAGGUACUAGGGCCGUCUGUGGGAAAAAAUAAAAAAUUAUGUAUUUAGCUCGUAUUAUUAUCGAUGCUUGUAAACUGAUGAUUGUUAUGACGAUUCGAUUAUUAUCCGGCGUUCAAUUUAUUAUCCGAUCAUUACUGUUUUGUUGUCUGUCCGUUCCAGUUGCAUCCAGUUUACUUUUCAACCAGGUAUCUAUACACAAAUAUAAGUAUAUAUUAUAAUAUAUACUUAUAUUUAUAAAUACCUAAUAAAGUCAGUGACGGAUAUUGUUGCCGUUUACACGCAAUUUUUUCACAGAAGAUUUGCGUUUCUUCAUAUAUUUUUCAGGUAUACGCAUACCGUUUGGUAUUUUCACCGUCGCAUCGGCGGUACAUAAAUACAUUAGGUUUUUCUAAUUCCUACGCACACGGUGCAUUGUGUCCCGCCCCUCCCCGGGUAUUAACCACCCUAGCAUACCAUCCGUCGAACCACCCAAAUCGGACAAAAAUCGUGUACUUCCAAGUGACUAAAUAUAACCAUUCAAGUAUGGUCAGACAGUUCUUGUGCCCGGUGAACGUGUCGCCAUUGAUCCGAUUAAGUCGAUGGUGCAUGUUAAUCGCCGGCAUCGGCUUCGGCGUUUACCGUCACAACGCGCUGCAGCAAUUCGAGGACGAACGUCGUCGAAAGUCCCGUCUAAACGAACAAAACAUCGUUGGUCUCGAGUUCGAGGAUACGGCCGAUGACGGCGAAAAUGGACCGUCGUCGUACAACCCAACGGGAUCACCGGAUUCGCAAUCACCCGACCAGACGGAACCAACUGAACAUCCGGUUUAUGGUCCGAACGAAUCACCUGAACUCCCCCCUCCCAGCCUGAUGGGACGGUCCACGACGCUUCCGCCGUCCGAUAUGCCGGACAGCCGGAACUUGUACCAAUUGGUCUAAACAAUGAACCACCCAAACUAAUGCCUUUCGGUCAAAAUGGAUCGCCCAAAUCCCCGCAAUCCGAACCAAGUGAACAGCCACCCUCUCCACCGUUAGACCCGGUGAACGGAUCGUCCGAACUCCCGCCAUCCAAACCAAGUGGACAGCCACCCUCUCUACCGAUCGACCCGCAGAACGGAUCGCCCGAAAUCUCGCAAGUCGAUCAGAAAUACAAUGAAAUACGGAACCUUUUAAGAGUUCCGCUUUUAACCGCUCCAACGGGACCACCUGACGUGUCGGUUUUGCACCAGCCGAUGAAACAGCCACUCGUCUAUUCGUUGCCGACUUACGCGGAGUACCGUCGAAGUCCUCUGUCAACCCUGUACUUGGGUUUCUGGUCAAAAAAAUCGAUGGUACUUUUUGAUUUGGCUAAACAAUCUCCAUCCACGCAGUCCAGCAGCCCAUUAUAAUACUUACACUUACGAUGUUGAUGUUAUCUUUUGAUGUUAUGUUAAAUUUUUUAUUUUUCUAAAUUUUGUACAAACUAUACACUGAUAAAUAGACGCACUCGUUUUUGUCGCAUUUUCUGCAAAUUAUUUCUGUAGGUUUUGCAAAGCGCAUAAAACAUUAACACAUACAUUAAGCGAAGAGGAUCCCACAUUAACCCGUAAUUUUGAAAACUAUACACAAGAUGUAGAAAUCAAUCAUUUUUUACAAA